Hevea brasiliensis (rubber tree) is the source of this 2128-nucleotide messenger RNA. Its product is annotated as flocculation protein FLO11. The transcript has a single exon. The record is from RefSeq and is a predicted model, not a curated record. NCBI's taxonomy places the organism in Eukaryota, Viridiplantae, Streptophyta, Magnoliopsida, Malpighiales, Euphorbiaceae. Bases 482 to 1834 code for a protein of 450 amino acids.
GAGAGAGGGAGCCGCAAAAUAUACAGCAUAUUAAUAUGGCUAGUAGCACAUUACAACUUUAAGCAUUGAGAUCUUCAAUGGACAACCAGUGUCAUUUGUUCUAAAAUGGUGAAAAUACGGAGCAGGAAAAGAAAAGGAAAUUCUUUUACUCGACUCAAUUGUGGCUUGAUACCAAUAUUAUUUCUUGUGAGACCUUUCUUAGCUGUCAGUGCUUUGUGAAUGAAUUUGAUGCCUUUCCUUUAUUCUCUGUCUCUGUCUCUCUCUCAAGAAGUUAUUGUGUGUUUCCCCAUGGCACAUGGUUUUUCUUUUUCUUUCCUUGUGCAUUUCUCUUUUCUGUUUCGACUCCAAGCUGGCUUAUAGUUUCCAUAGUUAAGUUCUAGAGCUAUAAAUAACAGCACACAUCGCCCAUCUCUAUUUGUACUCCUUAUGUUUCUUAUUUAGUCAAGAUUAAAGCAGACAGCUCUUUGCAAAAUUACAAAAAAUGGCAAAUCAACCCGCCCAAUCUCGCCCAUGGUUGUUCCGUUUGCCUUCAAUUGUACGUCCAGCCCCUGAACCAGCUCCAACCCCAGCACCUGAGCCAGCUCCUCCCCAGCCUCGUCCACCUCUUGCUCGACCUGCAUUUAGGCCAGCUGCUCCGUCUCUCCCUCCAGCAACUCAACUUCAAGGGCCCACUCCUGCCCCUCCUCCUACUACUAAUGGUGCAGGUGGAGGUGUGGCAUCAUUACCAACAUCCCCAGUUCCCAGGGCGUCUGCCCCUUCUGCUUCAUUGCCUACUUCUCCGGCUCAAACCACCACGAUGGUUGCCCCAGUCGCUACCUCAGCUUCGGUGCCAUCAUCUCCAAGACCCAGAGUUUCAGCUCCUACCUCCUCACUUCCACCUUCUCCCGCCUCUAAACCAGCACCAGUGGACUCUUUGGUCUCAACUCCUCCAGCCCCAAAACCAGCUCCGUCUUCUUCUGUCCCAACGUCUCCAGCUCCUAAGCCAGUGCCAAGUUCUCCUGUCCCUAAAUCAGCACCAGUCACCUCCUCAGUGCCAACUUCUCCAGCCCCCAAAGCCAUGACCACCGCCAUAGCUCGUGUUCCUAGCCCUGAACCAUCUCCAAGAACCAUCAAGCCAGCGGUUCAAAGCCCACUUCAAUCACCCAAGACUAAGCCCACUGCUCCACCACCUUCUCCUCUGAACCUACCUCCAGCCAAGAUAAGAGCUGAUGCAGAAACUGAAGCCAAGAUCCCAUUAGAGGCAGAGCAAAAAACAGUGCUGGUUCAAAAGACUAUUGAUAAGCCCAAGCCCCGAGGCAAUGGCAGCGACUCAGAGAGAAAUCUCGCAGAUGCUCUGAAGACCAGCAUUGCACAACUUGGGAAGCAAGGACCGUCAAAAGAUGGGAAGACAAAAGAAAAUGGCCAACGAAAGAAGAUUUCUUCGGAUUCUGAAGAUGGGGGCAUGAGGGUAAUAACAAUUGCUGGAGAAAACAAAGGCGCCUUCAUGGAAGUAAUCCGGUCUCCCAAUAAGAAACAUGCGUUCGAGGGCAAUCCUAAUUAUCUCAACAAGAAGAGCAAUCCUAAUUCCGAUGGCAAUGAGUGGGGAAGCCAUAGCAGCAGCAGCAGCAGCAGCAGCGGAGAAGAAGGAAACCCAAAGAAGGACAAGGGCCAUAAAGGACGGUCAAUGGCAUCUCCCCCAAUGAGUACUUUUAUGAACAGUAACGUGCAAGGUGUUAACAACUCGAUUGUGUUCAAUUCAUCCUGCACUCACCAUGAUCCUGGAGUUCAUCUUGCUAUGUCCAGAAAACCAGCCGGUGGUGGGUUCAACAUUAAGGACCGCGGCAAUGGGCACUAAGGUUUAAGACAACGCGAAAUAAAGGAAUUGUUUUUAGCAGCAGCAGAGAAGGAAGCGGCUUAUUUGUACUUUGAUGUGUGGAUGUAGGAUACAGUAUUAUAUAAUGAGAAUAAAUAUAAAGCUGUUGUGUGAUGGUAAGGAAAUUAAAGGGCAUGGAUUCUGAUUCUUCAUUGUCAUGUUCCACUUUUGGUGGAGUGCAAUUGAAGAUUGGUCAAUGUCCAUUGUCCAGACUAAGGUAUAUAUGGGUUGAGAUUUAAGAUUUUUAUGCAUAAAUGGGAAUUUAAUAUUUCCAGA